AUGGUUGAUAGUUGGAUGGUUGAUAGUUGGAUGGUUGAUAGUUGGAUGGUUGAUAGUUGGAUGGUUGAUAGUUGGAUGGUUGAUAGUUGGAUGGUUGAUAGUUGGAUGGUUGAUAGUUGGAUGGUUGAUAGUUGGAUGGUUGAUAGUUGGAUGGUUGAUAGUUGGAUGGUUGAUAGUUGGAUGGUUGAUAGUUGGAUGGUUGAUAGUUGGAUGGUUGAUAGUUGGAUGGUUGAUAGUUGGAUGGUUGAUAGUUGGAUGGUUGAUAGUUGGAUGGUUGAUAGUUGGAUGGUUGAUAGUUGGAUGGUUGAUAGUUGGAUGGUUGAUAGUUGGAUGGUUGAUAGUUGGAUGGUUGAUAGUUGGAUGGUUGAUAGUUGGAUGGUUGAUAGUUGGAUGGUUGAUAGUUGGAUGGUUGAUAUUGGAUGGUUGAUAGUUGGAUGGUUGAUAGUUGGAUGGUUGAUAGUUGGAUGGUUGAUAGUUGGAUGGUUGAUAGUUGGAUGGUUGAUAGUUGGAUGGUUGAUAGUUGGAUGGUUGAUAGUUGGAUGGUUGAUAGUUGGAUGGUUGAUAGUUGGAUGUUGGAUGGUUGAUAGUUGGAUGGUUGAUAGUUGGAUGGUUGAUAGUUGGAUGGUUGAUAGUUGGAUGGUAGGAUGGUUGAUAAUUGGAUGGUUGGAUGGUUGA
Molecule: messenger RNA, 675 nt
Organism: Brugia malayi
Lineage: Eukaryota; Metazoa; Nematoda; Chromadorea; Rhabditida; Onchocercidae
Exons: 2
Coding region: 1-675 (224 amino acids)
Source: RefSeq, a predicted model, not a curated record